CUAAAAUGGAUGAAACUGAACUUGAUCGACUUGAACACCUCAACUUAGUGUCUCGAGUUAUUACAGAAUUAGAAAAUCAUUUUGGACUUAAUGACAAAGGCGUGGCAGAAUUUAUAAUUCAAUUGGCAAAGGAUGCUGGGACUUUUGAUAAAUUUAAAAAAGCGCUGGAAGAAAAUGAUCUGGCUGAAGGAUUUGAUGAUUCAUUGGUUCAACAUAUUUUAAGACUUGUUUUGAGUAUGGAACGUAAAAAGAAGCAACAAAAACAACAGCAACACACGCCAGCAAAUUCUAUAUUUUUAACUAUAAAUGAUGAAAAAGAAGAAUUAAAACAGAGACUUCCUGCUUUAGCUAUGCCAAACACUAAAAAUACGUUAAUGGAUGAAUUGGAAGAUUUGAAGACAAAAUGGGAAAUGGAGAAGUCAGCUACAGCAGAUGAGAAUGCUCGUGCACGUAGUAGAAGUCGAAGCCCUGAAGUCAAAAAUCGAAGAAGGCAUGAUCAUAAAAGAGAUGACCGUUCAUCAUCGCCCCACCACAGAAAACGACGCGAUGAUAGAAGAGGAGAAAAAAGAAAAUCACCAAGAAGAAGGCGAUCAUCUCGUUCAAAGUCUCCAAUUAUUAAGAGUAAGAAAUUACUUGAAGAAGCUGAAAUGUUUUGUAUUUAUGAUGCAAAAAUAAAUAAUAUUACAAAUUUUGGAGCUUUUGCUGAGCUUGAAGGAUUCCGUCGAAAAACUGAAGGAUUAAUUCAUAUUUCUCAAAUCAAAAAUGAACGUGUUAAUGCUGUAGCAGACGUUCUUAAUCGUGGACAAAGAGUCAAAGUCAAAGUGAUAAAAAUGGAUAAUUCCAAAAUUUCUCUUUCAAUGAAAGAAGUCAAUCAAGAAACUGGAGAAGAUUUAAACCCUGAAAAACCAAAAGAUUUAUCGGCAAAGGUUGAUGAUGUAAGAUUGGCAAAUCCAGAUGCUCCAUGGCUUAAUCCUUCAGAUGAUUUGCCUUCUAUACAAUCUUCAAAUGUUCCAAUGAAACGUACGAGAGUACGUCUUUCAACUCCGGAAAGAUGGGAAUUUCGUCAAAUGCAAGGAGGUGGUGCUAUUCGACAAAUUGAUUUGCCUGAUUUUGAUCAAGAAUUGGGAAUUAUGAAAAAUUAUGAUGAAGAAAGUGAUGGCGAAGAUAUUGAAAUUGAGUUAGUGGAAGAUGAUCCACCUUUUCUUGGUGGUUAUGGAAGACAUGCUAUUGAUUUGGAACCUGUUAAAGUUGUAAAGAAUCCUGAUGGUAGUUUGGCCCAAGCUGCUUUAAUGCAGGGAGCAUUGUCAAAAGAACGUCGUGAUGUCAAAAUACAAAUGCAAAGAGAAAAGGAUGCUGAAAGACAACGGUCAGGUUUAGGCCGGUCUAGAAUUCAUGAUCCUAUGGCAGCUUCGUCUACACGAACGGAAGAUGAUGAUGAAGAUUUAUCACUUCAAAAAAGGGAUAUGCCAGAAUGGUUAAAACACGUUACAGCAGGAGGUAAAGCAACUUAUGGCAAGAGGACAACAAUGACUAUAAAAGAACAACGCGAAUCAUUACCAAUAUAUUCUUUAAAAUCAGCACUUUUGCAAGCAAUACAUGAUAAUCAAAUUUUAAUUGUAAUUGGAGAAACAGGUUCGGGUAAAACAACACAAAUGACGCAAUAUUUGGUUGAAGCAGGAUAUGCAAAUAGAGGCAAAAUAGGUUGUACACAACCAAGGUAAAUAUUUUUUGAUAGUAAAAGAGUAUCAAGAUUUUGC
Molecule: messenger RNA, 1757 nt
Organism: Meloidogyne enterolobii
Lineage: Eukaryota; Metazoa; Nematoda; Chromadorea; Rhabditida; Meloidogynidae
Source: the annotation of a GenBank genome assembly